This is a messenger RNA of Huiozyma naganishii CBS 8797, 696 nucleotides long. RefSeq lists its product as uncharacterized. The transcript has a single exon. Bases 1 to 696 code for a protein of 231 amino acids. The record is from RefSeq and is a predicted model, not a curated record. Gene Ontology annotation, molecular function: structural constituent of cell wall. Gene Ontology annotation, biological process: fungal-type cell wall organization. NCBI's taxonomy places the organism in Eukaryota, Fungi, Ascomycota, Saccharomycetes, Saccharomycetales, Saccharomycetaceae. Gene Ontology annotation, cellular component: fungal-type cell wall.
AUGCAAUCCAAGAUCAUCGCUGCUGCUACUUUGGCCGCUGUUGCCACCUCCGUCGCUGCUGACGGUUACACCCCAGGUAACCCAUGGACCACUUUGACCGCUUCCGGUUCUUACAACUGUGGUCUACCAAAAUUCACCUCUUCUUUCGGUAUUGCCGUUCAACCAAUCACUACCAACGCCAAGAGAGGUGUUGUCUCCCAGAUCAACGACGGUCAAAUUCAAGCCACCGCCAGUGUCGGCGAUGGUACCACUACCAUCACCAAGGCUGUGACCAAGACUUUGAAGCCAACCAAGGCCUCCUCCGUUGUCUCUUCUGCCAGCUCCAACACCACUAUCUCUUCUUCCACCACUGCCAGCUCCUGCGCUGCCACUGCCACCGUUAACCCAUCCGCCAACUCUUGUAAGAACAGCGGUACUUUGCAAUUGACUUUGAACGACGGUGUCUUGACCGACGGUAAGGGCAGAAUCGGCUCCAUCGUCUCCAACAGACAGUUCCAAUUCGACGGUCCAACCCCACAAGCCGGUGCUUUGUUGGCCAAGGGCUGGUCUAUCACCCCAGCCGGUAACUUGGCCCUUGGCGAACAAGAUGUCUUCUACCAAUGUUUGUCUGGUAACUUCUACAACUUGUACGACCAACACAUUGCUGAACAAUGUUCUCCAAUCCACUUGGAAGUUGUUGGCUUGAUCGACUGUUAA